UGCUCGGAAAUCAUUAUCAGUUCUCAUAGCUGUCCGGAGUUCUGCAAGGAUGUGGAAGUCAGAAACAGUUUUAAAACAUUUAGACUCUGAGGAUGAGAGUGCCGGAUCUUCAGAGGAGGAACAAGACAUCCAGUGUGAAAUAUUGGAGAAGCAAUGCGAUGAAGCCAACCAGAAACUAUCUCAAAUGGAGGAAGCAUCCACUCAGCUGCUAAAGGAGAUAAACAUGUUGGAGAUUCAGUUUCAGAUUGAACGCUCGUGCAGAGAGAAUGCUGAGGCCUUUGCCUUAAAGGUGACGAAAGAGAACAUUUUAAAGAGAAAAAGUCAGGCUCUCCUGCCACUGAUCCCAGAAAUACCUGAAAACCUGGUUGCUCUAAACUUGGAUGUAGAAGAUGAAUCUGUUUCUGAUGCUUCAAUCGAAUUAGCAGAAGAGCCACUUUUCAAAAGUCAGGCUCAGAUCAGAGAGCUUCAGUCCUCUGUUGAUCAGCUCUUGGGAGAGAAGAUGCAGCUGUGUGAGCAGGUAGACGUUUUGAAAAAGGAAAGGGAUGAAGUGAAAGAACAGCUUGCGAUGGAGGUCCAGGAAAAAGAGGCCAUUUUGAGAAAAUUAUCUAAACAGAGUCGAACAGUAAACAAAAUAAAAAGAGUGUCCCAGCUUGUUACAGAAGAGUUUGCAGAGAUGUCACAGAAGCUGGAAAUAGAGCAGGGACUCAGGCAUCAUGCUGAACAGUUUGCACAUCAGGUGCUGGUGAAGCAGAAAGAAAGCCAAAGGCAGAGCUUGGCCCUGGUACAAAAUGAAGAGGUUGAUGCACAGCUUAAGCAAGCCCUUGAGCAGGUGGCUCAACUUAGCAAAGCACUGGAGGAGAUUCGACUGCAUCAUCAACACCAGAGGAGCCAGUCUCAGGCAGUGAUGGAGGAGUUUAAUGCUCUUACCGAGCUGCAGAUGGUCAGAGCUCAGCUAGAGACCAACUUGAAAGAGAAGAUAAAGAUAGAGAAUCAGUUGAGGGACUCACAAAACACAGUGACAGAACUACAGGAGGAAGUUAAGCAGCUUCAGGAUCUGCUGAAAAUGGCUAAAGAGAAUCCUUGCAAAGAAUCCGGCCUAUCAAAUGAAAAGAAGGUCAUGGCAGCUCCACUUUCCUCUUCAACUCUUCCUCCUCCACCUCCUCCGCCUCCGCCUCCUCCUCCUCCUCCACCACCACCACCUCCUCCUGUGCUCUCCACAAGUCCUGUUGACCCACUGGAUGCUUUGAGGAACAGAAAGAAGGUUGGAAACAAUGCCACUGACCCUAAGAAGCCACCACAGUCUAUUGAUAUGAAAGCCAGAGCAGUGGAUGAAAUGAUGACGAGAAUUAAGCAGGGGAUUGUACUAAAGCCCACCCAGAAACCCCCACAGACUAACUUGGAUGAAGACCCAUGGAAGGAUCAACGAAGUGAGAAGAGGAAGUCUGCUGUCCUUGAGUUGCAGGGAAUACUGGACACCAUAAAAAAACCAGCACCCAUCAGAAUUUUGUCAAGGAAGAAGAUUAGUCGUAAUGUAGGGGACGCGGAGCUUCAGAUGGUCUUGCAGCGAAGAAGACGGGCAAUUGGGGAUGAAAAAGGCACCCCACCCACUGCAGCAACAAAACCUCAGGAUCCGGCUCCUGCAUCCACAGACAAAGUCUCAGCAAACUGGCUAUCAGAGAGUGGGAAUACUCCUGUACUGCGAAGGGUGAAGCAGAACCAGGAAAAGAGAAACUCACGCAUCAGAGCAUCAGAAUGUGUCAUUUGGGAAGAGAAGUGAAAAUAAAGGCAGUUUUAUCUCUUGCCACCAUAUUGAUUAUAAUACACUGGUUACAUGAAAUUUGGAACCCGAAAUGAAGUUAACAGAAAAUUAAGUUUCAUGGAAUAUCCUUAAGAUUAUUUUUCUUUUAAGACUUCAAUGAAUGACACACUGAAAAUAAUUGUAUGAUUAUUUUUCAACAUUCAUUAUAUUCAUUAUUUGAAGGAAGAUUUCAUAGUUGUCAGCACAGUCACUAAUUACCAUUUUAUAAAAUGUAAAGAAACUAUUUAGCUUACAUUUGUAGGUAUUUAAAAUUGUUUGUAUCAGUUUUAUUAAUGUAUUAGAAACGUUCAAAGGCCCUUUUAGAAUAAUGAAAUAAAACAUUCUUCUUCUACAGAAUAUUUAGAAAUAGUUUGUUAUUUUUGUUUUUGUUAUUUAUUUUUACAUGCUAUAUUUGUGUGCUUUUAAAAGAAAUCAGUGAUUCUGUGAGGUGUCAUUACACUUUUUUCGUCUCUCUGUAUUCUCUGUGUGCGCGUUUUUAAAAGCGUCUAGUCGAGUUCAUUCAGGCAUCAAGAAGAUGGGAAAGGUGCUUUUUUCUCUCCACACAUCACACUGCUAUUCUUUGCUAAAAGCAUUUAAGUGGAAAGGAAUUAUUUGCACUGUAGUAGCUCUUGGCUUUCUGCUUUUAAACUCAAUUUAUUCAAUACAAGUUCUUUUCACCCCCUUGAGAAAGACCUUUAUCUAGCAAACAUUAUAAAGAAUUUAUAUCUCUCACUGGGAACUGUAAGGUGUCUGAUUUCUGUGUUUGUGUGUAUGUAGAGGGAGUAUCUAAGGUGUGGUUAUGGAUGUGUGAUUUAGAUGAGGUUGGCACAGUAAGUAGUGGAGGGAGAUGUUGCCGCCUCACAGCUACAGUCUGUAUUGAAUUUUUGUGCAUGUUUAUGUCUGUGUGGGUUUUAGCUCAGUGAAUAAAAAC
Molecule: messenger RNA, 2729 nt
Organism: Silurus meridionalis
Lineage: Eukaryota; Metazoa; Chordata; Actinopteri; Siluriformes; Siluridae
Gene: shtn2
Product: shootin 2
Source: RefSeq, a predicted model, not a curated record